AAAUCCAACUUGCGACACCACUUUCAGAGCUCGUCAUCCACCCCGCAAGCUAGCUGCUCUAACUCCCUCAAUUCCCCAGCAAAGUCUUCUACCUGCCCGUCAAUAUGGCAGACUUUGGGGCCUACCCGCCCAACAUGGCGCCUCAGAACGCCGUCAUAGUCCGACAAGCAGCAGGCCAAAACCACGAAGUCGUCCAAUACACUGCGGAAGACCUCUCACGGCCCACCCAAGGCCCAGCCAACCCCUUCAAAGACGAAGUCAACUCCUUAAAGCGCAAAAAUGUUCUCACUGGUUAUGCAGAGGAAACCUACAUCAGCGAACACACCUUCCGAAGUCAACAUCGCGCUGUGGAACGUGGACCUGGCAGAGAGUAUCAGGGCGGACAAGCACAGAAAGUCGAGGCUGCGAGGAUACGAGCAAAGAGGCAGAAGAAGGGCGAUGCGACUGUUGCGGAAGGAGACAAUGCGUAUGUGGGUCCUUGGGCGAAGUACCAGCGCGUGGAGUAUGAGGAUGUAGAGGAGGGAGAUGAGUUGGCGAGUGAUGAGGAGUAUGAGGAGGUCGAAGAGGAGGAAGAUGUAAUCGAGAGCGGUGCGGUGGUACCUGCGCUGCCGCAAGCUAUUGCUAAGCGGAAAGAGGCUGAGGAGUUGGGUGCAGAGACUUCGAAGUUUGAGGGGAGUGAACAGUAUGAUUAUCAGGGGAGGACAUACAUGCAUGUUCCGCAGGAUCUGGAUAUCGAUUUGAGGAAGGAACCUGGAAGUUCGAAGAACUAUGUGCCGAAGAAGUUGGUGCAUACUUGGAAGAGCCAUACGAAGCCCAUUUGCGGACUACGCUUCUUCCCUGGAUCAGGUCAUCUGUUACUUUCUGGAAGCGCAGAUACAACAGUCAAGAUCUGGGAUGUUUAUCACCAGAAGGAGUUAUUACGGACAUAUUCUGGACAUACGAAAGCGUUGUCAGAUGUCACGCUUAAUGCCUCCGGCACACAAUUCCUCUCUGCCUCCUACGACCGCAUGAUGAAGCUCUGGGACACCGAAACAGGCCAAUGUAUCAACCGCUUUACGACAGGCAAGACCCCCCACUGCAUAAAAUUCAACCCCUCGCCGGAACACUCCAACGAGUUCCUAGCAGGUAUGUCAGACAAGAAGAUCAUCCAAUUCGACAUCCGCACGCGCGAGAUCGUCCAAGAAUACGACCACCAUCUCGCAGCCAUAAACACCAUCACGUUCGUAGACGAAAAUCGCCGCUUCAUGACCACUUCAGACGAUAAAUCCCUCCGCGCCUGGGACUAUAACAUCCCCGUUCCCAUCAAGUACAUUGCCGAGCCGCACAUGUACGCCAUGACGCGGGCAUCUGCCCAUCCCUCAGGCAAGUACGUCGCAUACCAGUCCUCCGACAACAACAUCUUCGUAUACGGCGCAAACGACAAGUUUCGCCAGAACAGGAAGAAGGCCUUCAAGGGGCAUAACAAUGCGGGGUAUGCGAUCGACGUGGCUUGUAGUCCGGACGGACAGUUUGUUGCGAGCGGAGAUAGUGGUGGGUAUGUGUGUUUCUGGGAUUGGAAGACUUGUAAGAUGUGGCAUAAGAUGCAGGCGAGUGAUGGGGCGGUUACCUGUGUGGAGUGGCAUCCGCAGGAGACGAGCAAGGUUGUUACGGCGGGGUUGGAUGGUGCGAUCAAGUAUUGGGAUUAGAUGGAGGAGGGGCGGGAAGAGUGCAUUGCAGGCGUUUGGGAGAGGUAUGGAUCAGAGAAGAAUAUAUUUCUCUGCUGGGUGUGUAGGAAUAUUCACACCCUCGUGUGUGCAAAGUGCAAAACGGACAAAAUCUCAACGCCAUGCUUGAAGCCUUACUCUCACAUCCUCAUAUUUCCAUCUCAUGCUUGACAGAUUAAAUUAUUCAUUGACUGAGGUAGAUUGAUCUGGCAGAAUACUCAUCCCACCCCGUUUGUUCAAAACUUCUAUUCACAUUCCUAGCCCCAAGCCGUUAUCAAGCGCUGCCCAAGUGGGUAGCUAUUAGGAAGGACUUGCGAUGAAAAGGUAUAGCAGCUCGAAUUGUAUAUUCUGAAUUGGAGAAUCAGGGCUUAAGACUUUCUCUUAGUCUCUCUGUAAGUGCUGUUCCCACCUCGCUUCUGCCUUCGGAUCCCAAAACAAGUGCCAAACUACUUGGCGGGCAGGCAGCUCAGCACAGCCACAGCCACUGCCGAGUCACCUCACCUCUAUUAGACAGGACUUCAGCUCAACUUCAUGGCUCGUCUUUUCUUUAUCCUGUCGCUCCCUGGUUUGAAUAAAAUCGACUGGUUGCAACAUAUUCAAGUUCUUCCCCUUGGUAUUCCAGAUACUCAUAUUCUGGAAGAAAGAUAUUCUGGUCUAGCCUGGGUUGCGCCGCCGUUGACUGGAUCUCGUUUCAGUCCUUCCUAUAGACUGGGAUGAAUUGUACCUCGCCGCCUCAUGAGCUCUGAAUCUCACUAUCAUUAUUAGCAGAGUGUAUUGUCUGAGUGGAGCUGAGCAUCUUGCUACCUAUCCUAUCCACGUACCUAUCAAGCCCGGAGAGAAAUAAACUCCAAAGCGAUAUCAGCAUCAGCAUAGCAUCAUGCCUCCUUUCGACACGCAAGACCAAGAUCAAGACGAGCAUGUCACCGAGUCCUGGGGACUCUCCCUCCCCUCAAUCCACCACAUCAUCCUCUCCCUCGACACCCUCUCGCAACUCCUCGCCCCUCCCUCAACCACCCCCCGCAUCCCCGGCAGCGCCGCCAAACUCCCAGGCGAGAUCCGACCUAGAAGUAAGAGCUUGCAGCAGGUUUUGCGAGCGGUUAUGUUUUUUGAGGGGGGUGCUGGAGAGGAGAGGGUGAGGAGGGAGAGGAUGAGGGAGAUUGGAGAGAGGAUUGGGA
Molecule: messenger RNA, 2878 nt
Organism: Cadophora gregata
Lineage: Eukaryota; Fungi; Ascomycota; Leotiomycetes; Helotiales; Ploettnerulaceae
Exons: 1
Coding region: 105-1685 (526 amino acids)
Biological process (GO): mRNA splicing, via spliceosome
Cellular component (GO): catalytic step 2 spliceosome
Molecular function (GO): protein binding; mRNA binding
Source: RefSeq, a predicted model, not a curated record